Helobdella robusta is the source of this 171-nucleotide messenger RNA. RefSeq lists its product as hypothetical. Lineage: Eukaryota; Metazoa; Annelida; Clitellata; Rhynchobdellida; Glossiphoniidae. Gene Ontology annotation, biological process: regulation of transcription by RNA polymerase II. The annotation marks the transcript as partial. The record is from RefSeq and is a predicted model, not a curated record. Gene Ontology annotation, molecular function: RNA polymerase II cis-regulatory region sequence-specific DNA binding; DNA-binding transcription factor activity, RNA polymerase II-specific. The transcript has a single exon.
GAAAGUUAUCGAAUGGUGUACACUGCUCAUCAGAGAAAUCUAUUAGAGAUAGAGUACAAAAGCAAAGGGUUUAUUGAACGAAAGGAUCGGGAACGGAUCGCCGAGCAAACCGGAUUAGAUGAUAGCCAAAUUAAAUAUUGGUUUCAAAACCGCAGAGUCAAAGAUAAGAAA